AUGGGGCAUGCCUCCUGCGCGCUUGGAUGUUCUGACCAGAGAGGCUGCUCAACAUGGGGCCCAUCCAGACCGCAGAUUGUUGAAGUGGAGGUGCCAGAAAGUUCUUUGACUUCGAAGCCCCGGAAGCAAGCCGAGGCACAGUGUUUGGAGUCUUGGCACGGGGCAGCUACGGUCAGUCCAGCACCGCUGGAUGUGAAGCCCGUUUCUCACUUGGCACCGCUCCCGACACUGCAGCUGGACAUGCCAGCUGCCGUGGCCGCCGCUUUCUUGGAAAGUACUCGGGCCGAGGCAGAUGCCAAGUACCGCCGGAAGUUGGCGUGCAGGGCGGCGAGGGCGGAAGCUGCUGGUCAAGCCAAAGAGCUUCGAGGGGGCAUUGGUCUAGCAGCCUCGCGCGACGACAAGGCUGUGUCGCCAUCGCCUGCAAGCCAGCAUCGAACUUUCAACAUGGAUGGGAAGUUUGCACUGUUCAACACAUCUCUGCAAAGUCUCCAGCAUCCCAUCCUAGACCGCAUAACGGCAGUGAUAGGCCAAGCAAGAGGUGACCCCUUGCUCGUGGCGAAGGUCACACAAGCAGUGCCCAGAGCAGUUGGUGCCCAGGAAUGGCUUUGCAUGGCGCGCCGCCUAAAUGCCAGCAUUGCUCGCGACAACCAGGAGCUGCGGGAGCAUGUCGUGGAAGCCAAGCGUGUUCUUGGACGAGCCAGUAGUUUGCCGGCCGGUUGCGGCGGAAUGGCAGCAAAGGUCUUGCGUGAGGAAAGGGUGGUCCUUGCCCGCCGGAUCGCAGAGUCACCCGCCAGAGCUCGGCAAAUCUAUAGACCGCUGUCAAUGCCAAGCUUCAUUGCGGAGAUGAAGGUUGCCACAAAGCGCUGCGGCGGAGCAGAAGACAAGAAGUUUUCAAGAGAACCGCUUUUUCAGGAUCGUCUACUCUCAGGGAGGACUUCGGUGAAAGAUGCCGCAGUGUCAGCGGAUGCCCUCAACCACCGCAAGGGUUACGAGAACAAGCAGGGUGGGAGCAGUAUUGCAUACGACGAAGUCUGCGAGGUGCGAACGACCGUCCAAGAAGUGCCAGACUCUGAAGACUUACAACCUGUUCUUUCUCAUUCUCUACACGAACUUAUCUCAGACCUUUGUCAGCCGAUCAAAGUCGAUGACACGCUUCACCACGGCCAGGACCAUCCCCUCUCUGUCGAGACCAGUGAAGUCUGCAUAAGCAACAGGCACUCGAGGUCAGGAUCUGUAGCCGAGCUCGCUGUCAAUGCGUGCAUGUUCGUCGUGGCCCAUGGAGUGCAAAACUGCCUCGCAAACGGAUGCGACCUUGCGAACGGGGGCACCUGUGUUUACGACAUGAUAGACGACACAAUGCAGCUGACGGACAUCACCGACUGUAUGGAAGAAAAACGCGCAGUGGCCGAGGCUUAUGCAGCGUUGGCUCGGUCGAGCGAUAGAGCUGCUGGGGUAAACGAAGCUUUGCCAAAGGCGGCAGGGGCGGGCUCGCCUCUGGCGCAGUCAGAAAACGAGCAGUCGGUGCUGAUUGCUGAGGUCAAAGCCCUUGAAGACGACACUGCAGUGGCAAGCCUAAAGCAAAACUUGUUGGCUGCCGCAGACGUCGCAAUUGCAACUUUGGCAGAGGAGGCGUCGGAGGAACCGAAGCAGGCGGAGGAAAUGGAAGCAGCGAAGACGGCCGAAGAGGAGCGAUUGGCCAAGGAAGCGGAGGAGGAGGCAAAGAAGGCGGAAGAAGAGAGACUUGCCAACUUGGCAAUGGAG
This is a messenger RNA of Symbiodinium necroappetens, 1761 nucleotides long. Lineage: Eukaryota; Dinophyceae; Suessiales; Symbiodiniaceae. The record is from the annotation of a GenBank genome assembly.